AUGCUGGGCAUCCCGGCCGACGUCCAGCGCACGAUCUUCAACCGCGGCAGCCUCGGCGGGCCGCGCAAGACCAGUUCCGCCUUUGACGGCUGCCGCGGCGGCGAACGUGUGGAGAAGUUGGUGAGCGUCGAACUCGCGGGCUACGGCGCGGCCGGAUCGAGCGCACAUCACGUGCCGAACGCCUCCGCGUCGCUCGGCAGCGACGCGUGUGCGGAGGCGGCCCACAAGGAGGCGUGCAUCAUGAACGAGUGCCCGUGCGCGACCAGCGAGUCAGGGGACGCAAACGUGCGCCGCAAGGCCAACAAGUUGAGCGAGUUCUCGCUCGAGGGCGAUUCGGCGCACGCGUGGGACGAGGGCGUCGCCCUCCACGCCGGCUUGCUCGAGCCACCCCCCGUUUCCGACCGCAACUUUCUCCACCCGCUGGCGGAGGCGCUGCGCGCCUCUGGCACCGGCCGCGCCGGUGGCGGGACUUUGGGGCAGUCACGGCCGACAAUCGAGAUCGCGCAGGGCGAGAAGCUGCUCCGGACCGGCGCGCGCGACUCCGUGCGCGCCAUCGUCGACGCCGCCGCCACUCUUGGCCGGCCCUCCCUCCGCGAGUGGUGGUGGUGCUGCGCCCCUGCGGCGGUGCUGCUCCUCCAAGCGUGCGGCGCCUGCUGGCUGCUGCUGGGGCAGCGGGCGCCGCGCUCCGGUGCGGCCUCGGGGCAGCGGCCCAGCAAGACGGUCCGUCCUCGGCUGAGCAAGAGUCUCGGCUCGGUGGCCUUGCUCCUGCUGAUCUCCGCCCUCCCCGUGGCUCGGGCUGGCUCGGGCGAGGCUGGCUCGGGCGAAGCUGGCUCUGGCGAGGCCGGGUCUGGUGAGCAGGGCUCCGGACUUUGGGGGGUGCCGCCGUCGCUGCCGCCUCUGUCUCCGCCGGUGCUCUGCGAGGACGGUUCGGAGUUGAUCGCGCUGCUCUGCCCUUACGCCGGGACGCAGCUGGGCUGCGACACGGACCUGCACACCGUCAACCCCGCCGCUCCGGAGGGCUCGAUUCUCUCGCGGAUCUGCCCGGCGAGCUGCGGCGCGUGCGAGCCGGAGGAGAGCACUCCACCAUCGCCACCAUCGACACCGAUCCCACCGCUACUGGUGCUGUGCGAGGACGAUCCGGGCGGCUUGCUCACCGCUUGGCUCACCGCUUACCGCGGCUGCGCCUUCUUAACGGCGGGGUUGGUGGGCUGUGACACGGACCUGCACACCAUCAACCCCGCCGCUCCGGUGGGCUCGACCAUGUCGCUAAUUUGCCCGGCGAGCUGCGGCGCGUGCGAGUCGGAGGAGAUCACUCCACUAUCGCCACUGCUUGUGGCGGCGUUGCUGUGCGAGGACGAUUUUUUUGGUCUCGCGGCCAGCUACGGCGGCUGCACGUUCUUCUUGACGUUCGGCUGCGACUUCGAUCUGCACACCGACAUCCGGGACGAGAUCAACAAGGCCGUGGACCAGGGCCGCAACGCGAGCGUCUACGUCCCGCCGGGCGUCCGCCUUGCCUUUAGCAGCAACGUCGCGUGCGGCGGCGACAUGCUCCUCUCGGUCCGGAGCAGCGGGGAGGGCGCGACGCUCGACGGCAAGAAGAGCUCCAACAUGUUCUCCAUCUUUGGCGGCUGCAGCCUCUACCUGGAGGCGCUGCACUUUGUGGACGGGGUUGGUGAUUACGGCGGUGCGGUGCUCGCUCUUGGCGCUGGCGAUAUUGCGAUGAAAGGCGUGUCCUUCACGGGCUGCGAGGCUAACCAAGAGGGAGGAGGUAUGUUCGUGUGGGACAGCGGCGACGUCUCGCUGGAGAGGGCCAGCUUCAGCAAGUGCACGGCUGUCAAUCGCGGAGGAGGUAUGUCCGUGUGGAACAGCGGCGACGUCUCGCUGGAAAGCGCCAGCUUCAGCGAGUGCACGACUACCCUGUACGGAGGAGGUAUGAACGUGGACAACAGCGGCGACGUCUCGCUGCACGGCGCCAGCUUCAGCGAGUGCACGGCUGGCGAUGACGGAGGAGGUAUGCGCGUGUGGAAAAGCGGCGACGUCUCGCUGGAGAGCGCCCGCUUUGUCCGUUGCACGAGUGUUCAAGCGGUGCCGCGCGCCCCCUCCACAAGAGGGCUCUUUAUCUCAAUGGCAUCGAUCGCCUAG
Messenger RNA from Emiliania huxleyi CCMP1516, 2142 nucleotides. RefSeq lists its product as hypothetical. The transcript has 7 exons. The record is from RefSeq and is a predicted model, not a curated record. Bases 1 to 2142 code for a protein of 713 amino acids. NCBI's taxonomy places the organism in Eukaryota, Haptophyta, Isochrysidales, Noelaerhabdaceae.